This is a messenger RNA of Sclerotinia sclerotiorum 1980 UF-70, 210 nucleotides long. RefSeq lists its product with no specific name. Bases 1 to 210 code for a protein of 69 amino acids. The record is from RefSeq and is a predicted model, not a curated record. The transcript is spliced from 2 exons. Lineage: Eukaryota; Fungi; Ascomycota; Leotiomycetes; Helotiales; Sclerotiniaceae.
AUGACUCUUUCCCCGGGCUCCGAUGUCGCUGCUAGCUACCUAGUUAGGAUGGAGAGUAAGAGGGAGAUGGACAUGGAGAGAGUAAGUGGGGGAUUACUGGGUGGAGGUUCUAGAUGUAUGGAGAGGAGGGAUGGAAGGGUGGAAAUUUUGGAUGAUUUGGUUUCAUGUGGAAAAUACCUAGAGAGGACAGGUUCUCGAGUCAUUUCAUGA